AUGAACCUCAGGUAUCAGAAGAUGUACUCUAGACAACAGGGAGAAAACGCCACCCCAGUUCUCAAGGCAUCUCAGAAGACCGAGAACGCAAAGCACUAUCCCAAGACCUACGACGAGGCAGUACAAGACGAGGAAGAUAGGGAGGAGAACGAUGCAGAGGAGCUAGAGGAAGAGGAGAACGAUGCAGAGGAGCUAGGGGAAGAAGAUAACGAUGCAGAAGAGCUGGAGGAAGAGGCAGAGCCGCAGCUCCAAGAACUUGUUGAAGAAGACAGAGUUCGCGAAGCUUCCGAAGAGAAUGCAAAGCGCUAUCCCAAGACCUAUGUCAACUGA
Molecule: messenger RNA, 330 nt
Organism: Alternaria arbusti
Lineage: Eukaryota; Fungi; Ascomycota; Dothideomycetes; Pleosporales; Pleosporaceae
Exons: 2
Coding region: 1-330 (109 amino acids)
Source: RefSeq, a predicted model, not a curated record